This is a messenger RNA of Suillus clintonianus, 4830 nucleotides long. RefSeq lists its product as uncharacterized. Bases 309 to 4625 code for a protein of 1438 amino acids. The record is from RefSeq and is a predicted model, not a curated record. Gene Ontology annotation, biological process: regulation of GTPase activity; signal transduction. Gene Ontology annotation, molecular function: phosphatidylinositol binding. Gene Ontology annotation, cellular component: cytoplasm. NCBI's taxonomy places the organism in Eukaryota, Fungi, Basidiomycota, Agaricomycetes, Boletales, Suillaceae. The transcript has 8 exons.
GCGAAACCUUCUUUUGGACAACCACUGAGCUUCGACCGCGGCUUCCUUCUUUCCUACAACCGCGAGCUCAACGUCCAACACGACGAGUUCGACGCUGCCCACGACGGUCUAGACCACAGACUUACGAAAUAAAUAUCCCACUCCAACCAGACCUCAACUGAUCAUCGACGAAACGUACAGCGCUACGACGAUUAGGGCUCACUUGCCACAAAAACCAUCUUCUCAGGCUUCGCUUGCCUUCCUAGUUUUGUUCCAAGUUUUGUUGUUGUGCAAUAUCACGAAAGCUUGACUUGUUACAACUUGCUACGAUGACUACUCCAGUCGCCAGUGCCACGCCCUCCCGCGAACGAAGCUCGACUUCACAGUCAACGUCAUCUCCGAUGUCAAUGAGACCUCAGGCAUCCUCUUCUACUGCUUCAAUUGCGGCCUCUGCAUUGGGUCAAAACGCCAACACCACCACAUACCCCAUUUCUCUCGAAACUCUCCUUGCCACCCAUGCCAACGCACCAAAUCCAAUACUCGCUGCAUUGGAUCAGGUCCUAUCAGAACGCAACGUCCUCUCAACUCAAAAUACACAGCUUUGGAAACUUAUUGAGAAGCAACGUGCCGCAUAUAACCAGGUGCUCAAGGAAAUUGAACGUGUCCGUAGUGAACGAGAUACGUACAAGACCCGCUUACAAGCAGCGGGAAUGAGCACUGAGCUGGCAAAGAAGGAAAAGGAUCGCGAGAAGGAGAAGGAAAAGACUAGGAGUUUGAGGUCCUCAGGAUCCAAUGCCACGAUGUCGAGUAUGUCUGUCAAUGGGUCUGCUGACUUACGGUCAAGGAUAGUUCGCAACCAAUUAGAUGCCACAUCAUCACCAUCUCGUAACGACGACCGUCCUGUUUCUCCACCAUGCCUCCCAGACAUUAAUACUAAGGACCCCAAUCCUGAAAUGCCCCAAACGCCUCAGACUUCAAUGUUUACACGUCCACUAAACUCUCCUUUGGUUGUGCCUCCUCGAGGUACCUCAUUAACACUUGCUGCCGCAUCUUCUGCUACUUCAUCUAGCGGGGCCACCUCGCCAGGAUCAACGUCACAAUCGAGUAUCGACCUGGAGAGAACUCCAGUACCACGUACAACCGACUCACGACCUCAUUUGCAACAGUCAUCUGCACCACCACCACCACCACCAUCUCUUCAGUCUGGUCACCUGCCUCCCGUUUCCCUUCGGCCAGCUCAUCCUCCCACCACUACACUCCAGCCUCCUGCUCCAUCUAUCAACACUCUCGUUCCCCCUUAUGGCUCAGCCACGUCUCCCAACAGUUCAACCAUAUCUCCCAUCAAUAUCUCAAACACCGCAUCUCAGACAGGCUUGCUUAGCCCAACAGUUGAUCACUCACAGCACCCAUCACGGGGGUCUCGAAUUUCUUCUGUUUCACUCCCAGAUGAGGCGAAGCUUUACAUUGCCAGCAUGGGUGAGAGCCCAUUGCCAAGUCCAUCUAUAGGCCCGGACAAUGCUGGGUUUAGCGAUGAUGUGCAGUGCAAUGCUGGACAGGCGCCUCCUGCCGAUGGCGCGCCCCGGAGGGAAUCUCCCACGAUCAUGCUGACAAAUGGGCAAAGUGGUGAGGUGGGAGAGUUCCUGGACAUGGAUGAUGAUGAUCGUGAGGAAGAGGCGAUAGAAAAGCACUUGAAAACGAAGAAUAAGCCUCAUGCAGCAGUAGAAGAUUUUCCAAUGCCCCCCUCGCACGGCGCCAUUCAUAUUCCCUCAUCCCAUGUGCAGUCCUUGGAUCCUACAUUAAUGCUCACGCCAACACAAGCGAACCCACUGCCAUCGGCGGCGGCGAGCACGCCUUUGCGAGCGCAAUGGCACCCGCAGCGGGAGCUGCUACAGUCCGACAGUGCUUUUGUUGUUAUCCCUGAAUCUCCUCUACCUACAUCCUACUUGUCGCCGACAAAUCCGACUUCAUCAUCCGGCACUAGCGCAACGUUCCGUGCGCUUCCUCUCUUGCCAGACGACCUCGUGACGACGCGGGUCGCCGUCUCAUACUCGUCCGUAAAACCAAAUGACCGUGGGAAGGAGGUUUUAUCAUUCAUCGUUGAUGUGGAGCCAGGACAUGGUAAAGAACCAUGGAAGGUGGAGAAACUGUACUCGGAUGUGCUGACCCUUGAUAAUCGCAUGCGAGCUAGCGUGGGGAAGGGUCUCGGGAAGAAGAUGGCGGUACUCCCAGAGGGGAAGAUCUGGAGGGAUCAUGCACCUGCGAAGUCCGAUCAACGCAAGGUCGCACUCGAGGUGUACCUCCAAUCGUUGGUCGACCUACCUGUGAAAAACAAGGACGAAAUUAUCGCCUUCUUCACUUCCGACAUCGUUCGAGAGACCCAUAAGCCUGUCAUGCAGGCUGGACACAAGGAAGGAUACCUGACGAAACGCGGGAAGAACUUUGGUGGGUGGAAGUCACGAUACUUUGUCCUCCAGGGUCCAGUAUUGGAAUAUUAUGAAAGCCGUGGAGGCGCCCAUCUUGGCUCGAUAGUGAUUACCUCCGCCCAGAUAGGGCGACAGCAGCGCACAGCUGACAAUGACGACGAAAGAAAUUACCGGCAUGCUUUCCUCAUCAUCGAGGCCAAGAAAGCUCCAAAUGGAUCUCACUCGCGCCAUGUUCUGUGUGCAGAAAGCGAUGUAGAGCGUGACAGCUGGGUUGACAUCCUUGUGCGGUAUGUAUCUGGAUCGUUCAACGAGGAUCCUGCCACAUCCAUUUCCACUGGCCCCAGUCCAAUAUCUAUCAAUGUCAACGUCCCUUCUGGGCAGGGGCAAGGGUCUGGGCAGCCAAGAUCAAGCACUAGUUCCAAUCAUGAUGGUUCAGUGUCCACGCCGAACGGAAAGCGUGCCAAUCGGACGAUGUCUAGGGAUGAUAUCUCGCGCGGUGCCGCAGUCCCCACCAGCCAGCUUACGCAAGACGGGACCAACACAAAACUCUUCCACUCCGCACCAAUUCCUGUGGUCACACAGGAUCCACGCCCACACUCGGCUAGUCCAACCAAAGGACUCGACCCGUCAGCUCACCACGAGCGAGACCAUUACACUGCAGAGGAGACUGCUCGGCGGAUUUUGGAGCGAGGUCAGCCUUCGGGGAGCUCAGAGCAGCUUUCAAACUCGUUACCUAGCUCCUCGCCGCUGGAGGGAAGCAGUGGAAAUCUGAUAAAUCUGAGAGCGAACUCUGAGCUUGGGCACUAUUCAGACCUACAACGUGGUUCUAAUUCCAAGCAGGAACCAUUUUCACCGGAGAACAAGCUGAGGGAGCAGCGACGUGACAGGAAGUCUGUCCAUCCAGGAUUAUCUGUUAUAGCUAGUCCAACCACAGCGAACUUUGGUGAUCGUGCACCAUCACCCGAAUCUAGCGCUACACCUUCGAAAGGCAGUGAUCGCGCAAAGAUAUCUGCUCCGAUGAACGGAGCGCCUAUACCAGCGGGAUACAAGUUUGGCAGCAAGGAUGCUCCUUCCGAGAAUUCCGCAACUUCGAGUGACAGACGAGAGAAGGCGAAGUCGCGGUCCUUCUGGAACUUUGGACGGCCCGUGGACAAGUCGAUAAUUCAUGUCCCCAGAGCUAUCUUUGGUGUCCCACUCGAAGAGUCCAUUGAUGUCGCAGAGAUCGCUCGACUGCCCGCAGUGGUUUUCAGGUGCAUUCAGUAUCUGGAGGCAAAGAAGGCAGACCAAGAAGAGGGUAUAUACCGUCUUAGUGGGAGCUCAGCUGUCAUCAAAGGGCUGAAAGACCGCUUCAACGCAGAGGGUGACGUGGAUCUCCUUGCAUCGGAUGAAUAUUGGGAUCCUCACGCCAUCGCUGGACUUUUGAAGAGUUUUUUGCGAGAGUUGCCCGCCAGUAUCCUGACACGCGAGUUGCAUCUGAAGUUCCUGGCAGUGAUAGACUUCGUCGACGCACAGGAACGCAUCCGAGAACUAUCUGAUCUCAUCGCCUCCUUGCCGAUCGCCAACUAUAGCCUCCUGCGCGCUCUUACAGCCCAUCUCAUCCUCAUUGUUCAAAAUUCGACGGUGAACAAAAUGACGAUGCGUAACGUUGGCAUCGUCUUUAGCCCUACGCUUGGGAUUCCUGCGGGCGUGUUUAGUUUAAUGCUGGGCGAGUUCAACCGCGUGUUCAAUGUUGACUCUGGACAGGGUGAUGAGGACAAUGUUGAGGAGCUGAGUCGGAGGAACAGUCGGCAGUAUACGGACGCUGCUGCUGAUCAGUUGUUGGGCUUGUCUGGAAGGAGCUUGAAUGCUCCUUCCGACGGAACUCCUUCUGAGGACGGUGACAGCAUUUCUCUUCAUUCUGAAAGUGGAAAUGAUACUGCCGAGGACGCAACCGUAGAGUCGAACUUAACUCAGUCGAGUGCUAACCUAUCUUCGAGUCACCACCAUCUACAAGACUCACAACAGAACGACAAUCUCCUUUCGCCGCUCCGAUCUGAAGGAGUUUCGUCGGAACAGCGGUCACGAGCAUCUAAUCUUGCCGCCAGUCGUGGCCUGAACAUUGCGGUUGGCAAGAAAGGCAACAGACAGAGCCGUAUGAUCGGCCUUCCCGCGUCAGCCCGGUUACCAGUUGACGCACCAUGCUCCCCUAUACCUUCACCAAUGCACACGGCAAGACAGAGUUGAUGACCUUACCCUGUUACUUUACCCUGCAUUCGAGAUCAGGGCUUGUACUCUAUUUACCCAUCUCGAUUGUGGUCAUCUGUUUUCAUCUAUACCCGUCUCAUAUGUUGUUGGUUCGCCAGCCUCGUUGAUUUUUUACGUAGAUACCCUGCUUUAUUCGAAAUAGCGACGGACCUCCGCUGAAAUGUCAAAUACAUGUAUUCGUGGC